AUGGCAGAAGGAAUCUUGAGGGCCUACGACAACCACGACUUGGACGAAGACGAAAAGUUCGAGGGCUAUCGACAUUCCUUGCUGGAGCUGAAAUGUAACCUUGUGGCUGACUACUGUAGAGCCCAGAGAUUCAACGAGGCGGCAGGAAUAGCGAGAGCCUUGCCAUCCUCGCUUCUUUAUGUCAAAAAAAGAGAGUUUUUCCGCACAUUCGACGCAGUCAUCAACGUUGCUGCCAACUUCGAAUUCUAUCAGCGAUUUGAGGAUUCCGACUCUAUCUAUCGCGCCAUAAUCAAGAUUUGCAUCAAGACGCAUGGGAAAAGGAACGCGUACUGCACCCGGCUUGCCUUAGAGAAGCUUGCCAACAGCUACCAAUCUCGGUGCUUGUGGAAGCAAGAGUCAGAGACGCGCCAAACGCUGGUUGAAGUUCUCAAAUCGGCACCGAGCGCGGCAGACCACGAAGCAUCAACUCAGAUGAUCAACCUAGCCAUCUCAUUGAAGAACGAGCAGCGGUUGGUUGAAGAAAGCGUCGUUCUCGAACAGGUUCUUGAGGGGUAUGAACUCUGUCUCCAACCUGACCCUAUGGACAUUUCCCGUGUCAAGGUCAUGCUGUGCGUGAAUCUUAGGAAACAGAAGCAGCUCGACCGGGCGGAGCAAUACGGGCGUGAGGCUCUUGAGGAGUAUCGAGCUCACCUCGGUCAAGAGCACGAUACAACUGUUAUUGCUCAAUACGCGCUUGCCUCAAUCAUGCUUCUCUCACACCAAGACAAGGCUCAUGAUGCUACUCAGCUCCUACAGCAGAAUUUGGACAUCGUGACUCGCAAGUUCGGCGAAAUCCACCCAGAGACCAGGGCUGCAACUCUGCACUUGGUCAAAGCCUACCUUGGGGCCAAACGCUUUGAAGAGGCCGAAGAGGCAGCACACCAGUGUCUCAAGAUCAGCGGCGAGGUCCCAGAGUCCGGCAAGGCUUUGGAGCAAGCAUACCACUAUCUCGGAUACGCCAAAGAGCUCCAGGAUGAAUUCGACGAAGCGACAAUUCACGUUGGAAACGAAGACUUUGAAGAAGCUGAGACUCUUUUGCUGGAGAUCUUGGCUGCGUCGCCGCAGGUCUAUGGGACAACCCGCCCUGACAUGGCCUGUCGCGUCCACCACUUACUGGGACGGGUUUACGAAAAUACCGAUAAGGCCCAAGAGUCCGUCGAGAACCAUACUUUAGCAGUAGAUCUGGCUCGUGAGGCACUCGGCGAAGAUGCAGAGGAGACUCUGUGGUUUACGGAGAAUCUUGUCAGUGCAAAGGUGGCGACUCAGUCGUUCCGAGAGGCACUACAGCUUGCUGAAAAGCUUCUGGCACAUACCGAGGAAGAACUCGGCGAGUUCCACGAGCUCUCGCUCGCAGUCAAGCAAAGCCUCCUCAUCAUAUACCCCGAACUAGGAAUGUGGCCAGAGUCAGAGCGCCUCCACCGAGAAUUCCUCCAAUCUUUCGAACAAACUGUGGGUGACUCUCCCGACGAAUAUGCCUUUCUCUAUCGAACCUUAUCAAAGGCAUGUACCAAACAAGGCUUCCACUCCGACGCGGAAGCUUUCCUUUCGAAAUUCUGGGAUUGGUAUCAAAAGAGCGAAGCAGACAACGAAGAAGAAACGAUCGAGGUUAUGGCCGAGUUGGCACGAGCCCAUGCAAGAACAGGAAAGUUGGACGUCGCAAAUCAGUUCAUAUCCCGCAUGCAGACCACAAGCGAGACACUCUUUCCUGACGAUGACUAUGACUUUGAAGAUGAGCGGGACAUUGUUUGCGCAUCCGCGCGUGCAGAUGUCAUGUUCCUGGCAGGUCAAUGGGAGGAAGCUGCCAAGUUGAAGCAGAAGUAUGUGGACCUCCAACCCACCGACUUGGAUGGGGUAUUCGCCUUAUUGGACAUGUACGAGACAAUGGGUGAGUAUGCCAAAGCAGCCGAGGCUCUACCUUUAGCCAUUGGCGCUGGCUAUAUCCUCAAGACGCAAUCAAGCCCGGAGGUUCACCAAGUGACGAUCGCCAAGCAAUAG
Colletotrichum fioriniae is the source of this 2034-nucleotide messenger RNA. Lineage: Eukaryota; Fungi; Ascomycota; Sordariomycetes; Glomerellales; Glomerellaceae. The record is from RefSeq and is a predicted model, not a curated record.